GUAUCCUUACUGCUGUAGUGAGUGUACAUAGUUGAGCAAGAUGUUCUCCACUAACAGUCUACUGGACUGGUUUUUGAUACACUGCAAAGAAGGUCUCGUGACAAGCUGUCCUGAGCCAAUUCUUUCUCCUGCAAUAUGUGGAGCAUCCGCGUGUAAGUGCACUGCACUGAAGACAAAGUCAUGCAUAACAGCUGCUGCUUAUGGCCCGUUUCGAGUUCCUGAAGAGCGAAUACUAGUGCGAACUACCGCGUCCAUGGUCCAUGGCAUGCAUUCAACCAGAUCGGAGCAUGCGUGUCACAAUCAUAUUGACUGCUUCAUCUGCCCUGGGAUUGAUGCCGUCAAGGCAACAGAAACACCGAGAGCCAUGGUAGCUGAACUACCCACCCACUAUGACCAAGCAACGGCCCGAGGCAUCCUCACUACUGACACAGAUGGCCAUCCCAUGCCUCUACCUUCAAAGCCAGACAUCAGACAAGCCAUCAAACACAUCAGCAAAGCUCUGCACAAUCUCGCCCCGUAGUGAGCCCACAAACUCUGCCAAAACAGUCACCAUCAAAAGCGAAAAAUGAUAUUCAAUCGAACGCCUUAUUCCAGAAGAGAAAUAGAAAGACAAAUAACGUAAAUGCAAAAGUAUUGGGUGAAACCCCCCUCGCUUCUUCAACGCCCAUCCCAUCCGACGAACCUCCACGCGAUCAACCCUUUUAUCCCUGCCUUAUCCUUCCUCCCAAAGUCCAUCAACGUC
This is a messenger RNA of Aspergillus japonicus CBS 114.51, 742 nucleotides long. RefSeq lists its product as uncharacterized. The transcript has a single exon. Lineage: Eukaryota; Fungi; Ascomycota; Eurotiomycetes; Eurotiales; Aspergillaceae. The coding region runs from base 41 to 520 and encodes 159 amino acids. The record is from RefSeq and is a predicted model, not a curated record.